Molecule: messenger RNA, 1368 nt
Organism: Uncinocarpus reesii 1704
Lineage: Eukaryota; Fungi; Ascomycota; Eurotiomycetes; Onygenales; Onygenaceae
Exons: 2
Coding region: 1-1368 (455 amino acids)
Biological process (GO): alkaloid metabolic process
Molecular function (GO): transferase activity, transferring alkyl or aryl (other than methyl) groups
Source: RefSeq, a predicted model, not a curated record
AUGCCCGCCGCCGUGGAAUUUGCGGCUGCUACCAGCUCUGCUCCAACCACCAAACCGGCCCUUGCAAUCCCUCCCAAGCAAGGGCUUUUUCCAAAGCCUUAUCGGGCCCUAGACCGAGCGUUUUGCUUCCCGGACGAAAACCAGUCCAAAUGGUGGAAGGCAACGGCCCCAAUCUUCGCUAGAAUGCUCCGAGACGCAGGCUAUGACGUUGACCAGCAGUAUGAAUACCUGACGUUUAUGCGCGAACAUGUUUAUCCGCAUCUUCCACCGGCCCUGGGGACAAAACGCGUGUUCCCAAACCCGUCGAGUGGAGAUCCGGAUUUCGAGUUGAGCAUGAAUUUUCAAAGAUCUAAAUCGACGCCACGUGUCUGUUUUUUGCCGAUUGUCCGGGGACCCGGGGACGAUGAUGCUAGUUACCAGCCUGAUCCAACUCGGAUCUUGAAGACCCUGGAACCGGCGCUUCGUGAUGCGGGAUAUAGUACCAAGAUAUAUGAUGCCAUGAAGCAGCAUAUGGUAGCCUCUGACGAGGAGAAAGAGAGUCUCCAAAAGAAGGGUUUGAUCAAAGGCAAGAUUUACGAAGUGCAGUCGACGGUUGCACUCGACUUUGGCGCGAACGGGCAGAUUAUGGCCAAGAUGUAUAUGUUCCCGACAUUGAAAUCUUUUGCCACGAAUAUCUCUUGCUCCCAGAUCUUCUUGGAUGCCGUGCGCGCUGUCGACCCCACAGGCCAGCUGUUCCCUGGAUUGUCCGCAAUUGAGGAAUUUUUUGCUUCAUCCAUCGCAAGUGGACCGGGAGAUGCUUCGUCGACGGCUUCUCCAUGGAAUGUCGCUUUCGAUCUAGUGGAGCCGGAGCAUAGUCGUAUAAAGAUUUAUGCCUAUGAAACCCACGUUGACCUGAAGAGGCUUGAGCAUCACUGGACUCUGGGAGGGAAACUGAAGGAGCCUGAGCACUUGGAGGGUCUUGAGCUCAUGAAAGACUUAUUCAAGCGGCUAAGGAUCCCCGAAGGGCACCGCAAAGUGUCGGAAGAUUAUCCCAUCUGGAAAGAUCCAGACUCUUUGAAUCCGAUCGUGGUGAAUUGGGAACUGCACCCAGGCAGGCCUGACCCUGUGCCAAAGGCCUACUUCUCCAUCCGGGGACUGAAAGAUAUGGAGAAUACCGAAGCUAUCACUGAGUUCUUCGCAUCGUUGGGUUGGACUCAUCAUGCAGAAACGUACACUCCAAAUCUCCUUUCAUAUUUCCCGAAUACCAACCUCGAAGAAACCACCCUAGCUCAGUCUUGGAUCAGUUUCGCGUAUUCUCGUGCACGCGGACCCUAUAUAACAGUGUAUUGCCAGGACUUAGAUCCCACCCUAUCUCGUGAGCCGCAUUAA